Messenger RNA from Babjeviella inositovora NRRL Y-12698, 1455 nucleotides. RefSeq names its product nicotinamidase (gene PNC1). The coding region runs from base 272 to 979 and encodes 235 amino acids. The transcript has a single exon. The record is from RefSeq and is a predicted model, not a curated record. NCBI's taxonomy places the organism in Eukaryota, Fungi, Ascomycota, Pichiomycetes, Serinales.
CCAACAGAGCCAUACGUUAGCUUGAGAUCUUACCCAAUAAUGCCAUACACUAGCUUGAGAUCUGUCGUUGUGUUUAUGCCGCCAGUCACACUGACCAGAAGGGAUAAGUUAACCUGUUACCUUGGAGUUUCACCAAAUAUCGACUUCAAGUGAUGUCUCAGAAUUCAAAAUGUGGGGGAUUUUCGCGGAGAUCGAUAAGAAUAUUCUCCGGAUUAAAAACUGUAAACGUCCUUACGUUAUACCUUACACUCGAUAACUCCAUAGCCCUUUAAUGCCAUUCAAUCCAGCGCUUCUUGUGAUUGACCUUCAAUACGACUUUCUUCCGCCCGAUGGCUCGCUUGCGAUCCAGAACGGGCUCGACGUGCUCGCCCCUAUCACAUCGUUACUUGACCCUAAACAUAACUGGAAAACCAUCAUCACAACCCAGGAUUGGCAUCCUGCUAACCAUUGCUCCUUUGCCACCAACCAUUCGGACACCAAACCGUUUAGCGUGGUGAAAUUCACCCAUCCCGAGGACGCUUCCAAGUCGAUGGAAAACAUGGUUUGGCCGGUCCACUGCGUCCAGAACACUCACGGAGCGGAAAUUCACCCGGAAUUUCUUGCAGAGUUGGAAAAACAGGGCUGGAAUGAGCGGGUUCCGGUGACAAACAUUCGCAAGGGAUACUUACAGGACCGCGAGUACUAUUCGUGCUUCACCGACUGCUGGCAGCUCCACCACACGGAGCUCCACGCCUGGUUGGCGAAGCAUGAAAUUACCGAUGUGGUUGUUGUCGGUUUGGCCUACGACUUCUGUGUGUUGCACAGUGCCAUUGACAGUGCUGCGUUGGGCUACCGGACGUGGGUGCUCACCGAUUGUUGUCGGGGCGUGGCACCAGCGGAGAACAAAAAGACGGAGGAAUUGUAUCGGGAGAAAAAUGUGAGGUUGAUUAAAGGAAUUCCCGACGGCCGUUUGCUUGAGCUGGUGAAAGAGAGUGUGUAGCAUCAGCUUGAACAAAGUUUGAGAGCUAAUGGUGGUGACGGCCUGAAUACUUAUCGGUAUCCUCAUUCAACCUAAACUCGAGACUAGUAUUUACCCUUAAGUAUUUUUAUAGGUUUAUUAUGGAUUGAUUAAGCCAAUCGGCCUUGGGAGUUUAAAAACAUCUAGCGAGUAGAGUUAGCAAUAUCGAUGAGGGAUGAAAAGGUGAACUCAUCUCGGUGUAACGUUUCGAACAUGUAUAAGCCAAGAAAUAUAUAGGGAUUUUGAAAUUCACAAAUACACUAUUGGUUCUCAACUGAACAUGAUUUUAAGCUAACCAAUUGGCUAUAAUCGGAGCAUCUGAAGUUGCACUCCUAGUAAAACGCCGCGAGCGCUGCAGAAAUAUACUUGAACCGCCAGGGCCAGGGUCUAACUGAGUGGAUAUUAAACCAUAUUUCCAAUACCGUUUCAGGGGGUUUAUUAUAUAAUAUGACAUUGAG